AUGUUGAAGGUGAAGGUUGUUAUCCUUGGUCAAGACCCGUACCACCGCCCUGGCCAGGCCCAUGGUCUAUGCUUCAGUGUGAAGAAGCCUGGUCUACCUCCUCCCAGUCUAGAGAAUAUCUAUGCAGAGCUGACUGCUGAUAUAAAGGACUUCAAGCAUCCUGGACAUGGUGACCUGACCGGAUGGGCUACACAAGGCGUUUUGCUCCUAAAUGCCGUGCUGACGGUGCGGGCCCAUGCGCCCAGCUCCCACACUGAGCAGGGCUGGGAGACCUUCACCGACGCAGUGGUGCACUGGCUCAGCAGGAGUCUCAGAAGCCUGGUGUUCCUGCUGUGGGGCUCUUACGCCCAGAGGAAAGGCUCCAUCAUAGACAGGAGAUACCAUCAUGUCCUCCAGACGUCACACCCAUCACCGUACUCAGCUGACCGUGGCUUCUUUGGAUGCAGACACUUCUCCAAGACAAAUGAACUGCUCAGAGGGUCAGGGACGACCCCCGUGGACUGGACCGCUCUCUGAGACUCUGCUCAAUUUAGGAGUGCCACUAUUUCAUAACACUUUUAUAUAUCAGCUGGCUUUUUAAAUACAUUAGUAUAGCAAAAAUGUAAGUAAGUUUGUUUGACAAUAUCAUUUAAGCUACAGCCUCAAA
Molecule: messenger RNA, 646 nt
Organism: Sardina pilchardus (European sardine)
Lineage: Eukaryota; Metazoa; Chordata; Actinopteri; Clupeiformes; Clupeidae
Product: uracil-DNA glycosylase-like
Exons: 4
Coding region: 1-516 (171 amino acids)
Biological process (GO): base-excision repair; base-excision repair, AP site formation via deaminated base removal
Cellular component (GO): mitochondrion; nucleus
Molecular function (GO): uracil DNA N-glycosylase activity
Source: RefSeq, a predicted model, not a curated record